CGCGAGAUCUGUGUGUAUGAAACAUGCCCAUGAUGCUUUGCAGGUCCUCUUUCUAGGCGGCGGUGAGGAUGGGUAUCUCGAGGGAUAGCUGGCACAAACGCCGCAAGACCGGUGGCAAACGCAAACCUGUCCAUAAAAAAAGGAAGUAUGAGCUCGGACGCCCGCCAUCAAACACAAAGAUCGGACCGAAGCGGAUCCACACGGUGAGAGUUCGCGGUGGGAAUAAGAAGUACCGCGCUCUCAGGCUGGACGUGGGAAACUUCUCCUGGGGCUCUGAGUGCUGCACCCGUAAGACCAGGAUCAUCGACGUGGUCUACAACGCCUCCAACAACGAGCUGGUGAGAACCAAAACUCUGGUGAAGAACUGCGUGAUCCUGGUCGACAGCACCCCCUUCAGGCAGUGGUUUGAGUCGCACUACGCGCUCCCCCUCGGACGCAAGAAGGGCGCCAAACUGACCCCUGAGGAGGAGGACAUUCUGAACAAGAAGAGGUCAAAGAAGGUUCAGAAGAAGUUUGAUAAACGCAGGAAGGAUAGUAAGAUCAGUUCUCUCCUGGAUGAACAGUUCCUACAGGGGAAGCUGCUCGCAUGCAUCUCUUCCAGACCGGGACAGUGCGGUAGAGCUGAUGGUUACGUUCUGGAGGGGAAGGAACUGGAGUUCUACCUGAGGAAGAUCAAAGCCAAGAAAGGCAAAUAAAAUGUACAGCUCAGUUUAAUACGACGCCAAUAAAAGAAACUCCUCACA
Messenger RNA from Trichomycterus rosablanca, 743 nucleotides. RefSeq names its product ribosomal protein S8a (gene rps8a). The record is from RefSeq and is a predicted model, not a curated record. NCBI's taxonomy places the organism in Eukaryota, Metazoa, Chordata, Actinopteri, Siluriformes, Trichomycteridae. Gene Ontology annotation, molecular function: structural constituent of ribosome. Gene Ontology annotation, cellular component: ribosome; cytosolic small ribosomal subunit. The transcript has 6 exons. Bases 69 to 695 code for a protein of 208 amino acids. Gene Ontology annotation, biological process: maturation of SSU-rRNA from tricistronic rRNA transcript (SSU-rRNA, 5.8S rRNA, LSU-rRNA); translation.